CUGAAUAUUCGCCAUGUCAAAGUCUGAUCUGUGAAUUGCUGAGAGAUUAUAAAUUUUGUGUCCAUUCAAAUUCUUCUAAACCAGUAUGGUAGGACGCCAUUCUACAACCAGAAGACAGGCGGAUCUCCUUAUUUUGGUUUUACUUGUCUCUCAGAUACUACCAGUCACUUACACACAGAGUUCCGUGAUACAGACACUGCUGGUCACUGCUGCAAUCUCCCAGUUCACAUCCAACGCAGGAUUUACAGAGCUAUCCAUUCCCCAGCUCUUAGCCGUUGCAUUUGUCACGGCAGUCAUCAACCAACCUCAAACUCCCCAAACUCAGCCUGUUCUAGGUCCUCCACCCACACCGCCGUUCUACUGUGACGCUUACCCAACCUACACUUAUGACGCGUCCGUUCACGUCUGCUAUCGAACUGUCAAGGAGCCGCGUCUUAGCGUCACUAACGCAGACGCUGCGUGUAAAGCGGACGGACCUGACGCUCAACUGAUACGCAUCAGCAAUCCUGCAGUAUACAGCUUUGUUGUGUCGCAGAUUGAUCAGUUCGGCAUCAGCAACAUGUAUUUCCAGGGAAGCAGGGCCAAUAGCUGGUCCCCCUUCCUGUACGAUGACGGCACUCCAGUAACGUAUUUUAACUGGGACACGGGAGAGCCGGGUUCUAACAAUUACCUCAGGACCGACACCUCAACGAGGCUGAUGGAGACUUCCUCAGGAUCCUCUUCACGCUCUUACAUCUGCGCAGUCUAUCCCUGAACAUGUAUCUAUGACAUUGUUAUGAAAA
Saccostrea echinata is the source of this 782-nucleotide messenger RNA. Its product is annotated as macrophage mannose receptor 1-like. The transcript has 4 exons. NCBI's taxonomy places the organism in Eukaryota, Metazoa, Mollusca, Bivalvia, Ostreida, Ostreidae. The coding region runs from base 86 to 754 and encodes 222 amino acids. The record is from RefSeq and is a predicted model, not a curated record.